AAUGGUGGAGAAGCAACCUCAGAGACACAAUCACAGAAACACACACAAGACAGGGAAAUUGAACUUGAGACUUGAGAGAGAGAGAGAGAGAGAGAGAGAAGCACAUUAACCACCAUUAAAAAGCAUUACCCUUUUUAUAUCACUCCCAAACACAUUCCUCAUUCCCCAUUUUUUUCAUUCUCUUUUCUAUCCUCGUUCUCCUCAUACUUCAUUUUUUAGCAUCGCAACGCUUUCAAACUCUUUAAACUUUAAAAUCAACCUUGAACUCGGGUGUGUUAUAGUUUCAUUUCCCUAACAAUUCGAACCCGGUUCAGUUCGGUUUCGGUUCUGUUGUGUUCGGUUCGGUUCGAUUGGAUCAUGGAGCAAACCACACUCGAGUCCAUUCAGUUCAACGAAGAAAUCCAGGGAAUAAUGGCUCCGGCGCCGGAAACCGCGAGCUCCUUCACCGCGUUGCUUGAGCUCCCGCCGACGCAGGCAGUGGAGCUCCUCCACUCGCCGGAGCGCCGCCACGUCAGCAACCCGAAACCCUAUCCGUUGAACGCCUUCGGUUGCGGCGGAGAAGGCAGCAAUUUGACCUUCCCUUCCAACACCGAGUUGAUCGAACGUGCUGCCAGGUUCUCCGUGUUCGCAGGAGAGAACUCGCCGCCGACGGGAGUGAAGAACGAGCCGCCGGAAACUGAUUCGAACAAGAGUUCGACUCAGGGAGGUGGAUGUGUCUCUGAUUCUGCGGUUGAGGACGUGAAUCCGAAGGGCACAAAGAGGAAGGAGCGAGAGAAGAAGGUUAAAGUGUCGUCGAAGAAGAGCAAGAGCGUUGCGGACGAGAGUUCAGGCGACGCGCAGAAGCUUCCGUACGUUCACGUUCGAGUUCGUCGAGGUCAAGCCACAGAUAGCCAUAGCUUAGCAGAAAGGGCUAGGAGAGAGAAGAUAAAUGCUCGGAUGAAACUUUUACAAGAGCUGGUCCCCGGUUGCAACAAGAUAUCAGGAACGGCACUGGUUCUGGAUAAAAUCAUCAACCAUGUGCAAUCUCUACAGCAUCAAGUGGAGUUUUUAUCAAUGAAACUGGCAGCAGUUAACCCAAGAAUUGAUUUCGGCCUCGACAGCAUAUUGGCUACUGAAGGUGUAUCUCUGAUGGACAGUAACUUCCCCGCCACAGUUGCACCUGUCCUGUGGCCAGAAAUCCCACACAACGGAAACAGACAGCAAUAUCAGCAACCGUGGCAAUUUGAUGCAUUCCAACAACCACUUUGGGGGAGGGAAGAAGAUACCCCUAAUUUCAUAACUCCAGAAAACUCACUUUUGAGUUAUGACUCAUCAGCAAAUUCAGUAUCUCUGCACUCAAAUCAGUUGAAGAUGGAGCUCUGAAGGGGUACAGAGAACUGGUGGUACUCGUAGCAAUUAGCCUAGUAGUGUAUAUAUCAAAUAUAGUUUUAGGAAUUAGCAGUGAUUUGAGCAGCCUCAACAUUAAGCAGGGUUUCUUUGUCUUCUAUUUGUCAGAGUCAGUUAGAAACCUGGAUUUUCUUCAGCCAGCAAGGAAGAAGAAUUGGUAUGCUAUUUUUAUAUAAUAUAUUACUGUCACUAUGUAUACUAACUAUAGGGGUCAUUCAAUCUAUGAAGUGAUUGAUUGAUUCAGAUUGUAAAAUCAUUGAACGGAUUGUUACCGAACUAUCAUGGAAGU
Gastrolobium bilobum is the source of this 1675-nucleotide messenger RNA. Its product is annotated as transcription factor bHLH48-like. The transcript has 7 exons. The coding region runs from base 358 to 1362 and encodes 334 amino acids. The record is from RefSeq and is a predicted model, not a curated record. Gene Ontology annotation, biological process: regulation of DNA-templated transcription. Lineage: Eukaryota; Viridiplantae; Streptophyta; Magnoliopsida; Fabales; Fabaceae. Gene Ontology annotation, cellular component: nucleus. Gene Ontology annotation, molecular function: DNA-binding transcription factor activity; protein dimerization activity.